GCAACAGCAACAGCGGCGGCGGCGUUGAUCCGGCGGGCCGCGGGAACGGACAGCCAGGAUCGCGCGCCGUCGCCAUCGUGCGGCUGGUGCGGCGGCGGCGGGUGAUCGAGAGGCCAUAAAAUGCCCGGGAGAAUAGUGUGCCCAACCCAUCAGUGACCAGUUCCAGCGAACGAGAAGCAGAAGCGGAAGCCCACCAGUAGCAGAUUCCAGCUAGCUCCGGCCCGGGCGCCAUGGCCGUGGCGCUGCUCGCCUCCCUGCUCCUCGCUCUCCUCCUCCUCGUACCCUCGCCCCUAUCCGCGGGCGGCGACGCGCACCCGGGGUACCCCUCCGGCGAGGGCACCUGCACGGUGGACUCCGACGCCGGCGGCGGCGGGUUUUGGUUGCGGGAGCGCGGCCCCGCCGGGCGCAUCAUCGACAUCACGCACGCGUACGUGCCGGACCUGCCUGCGUUCGCGCCGGGGGCGGUGGCGGGGCCCGUGGUGCGGCUCAAGCACUCCAUGGCGGAGGGCUCCGAGUACAACCUGUCGGAGCUGCGGAUGGAGUGCCACACGGGCACCCACGUCGACGCGCCGGGGCACAUCAACCAGGACAACUUCGCCGCCGGCCUCGACGUCGACACGCUCGACCUCGACGUCCUCAACGGACCUGCAUUACUGGUUGAUGUUCCAAGGAACACAAAUAUAACAGCUGAAGCAAUGGAAUUCCUAAAAAUCCCCAAAGGAGUUCGCCGAGUGCUAUUCAGGACACUGAACACUGACAGGAAGCUGAUGUGGAAGAAGGCAGGUGACCUUAGUUAUGUUGGAUUUACAGAGGAUGGUGCACAGUGGUUGGUUGACAACACUGACAUCAAGCUAGUUGGGGUUGACUAUCUCUCAGUUGCAGCAUUUGAUCACUUGAUCUCUGCCCAUGUCGUCUUCUUCAAAAAUCCGGACAUAAUCCCAGUCGAAGGUCUGAAACUAGACGAUGUCCCGGCGGGAAUAUACAAUCUGCAUUGCUUACCUCUCAGGCUGGUUGGAGCUGAGGGUUCACCCGUCAGAUGCAUCCUUAUCAAGUGAUCACUCCCUGGUGUUGCCGAAGGACAAACUGUAUCAAGCCACCUGAUGCUCCAUCCUGGCUUGAUAUCUUGGUGCGUACUGAGCCAUGUCUGUAUGAAAAGGAAAUGCUGCAAGCCACGUAGUCAUGUAGAUAUGUCUGGACAUUUCAGAAAAUAUACUACCUCCGUUCUCUAUUAUAUGACGUUGGUUAGCUCAUUUUUUAACUAAUCAGCGUCAUAUAUUAAAGGAUGGAGGGAGUAUAAAUAAAGCAACAGCAAUAUUUCUGUCGUGGUAAUGUAAAAGUAAGCUGUGGGUAAGUCUGUGGUGUAAGAACAGCUGGCUCGAACUUGAGAUCUCAAGGAUUUGGGUCCCUGUCAAAUCCCGAUAGAGCCUUAAAAUUUCUUAGGGUUGUCAAGCAGCUUGUACUCUCCUCCCAAAUUUCUAGUUACGAUUAGCCUGAAAAUUCAGAAGCUACUGCCCCCAAGAAGGUUAUCAGAAUAUAACGAUGGCAAUAGUUGUGUUCA
This is a messenger RNA of Setaria italica (foxtail millet), 1558 nucleotides long. RefSeq names its product kynurenine formamidase. The record is from RefSeq and is a predicted model, not a curated record. The transcript has 6 exons. Gene Ontology annotation, molecular function: arylformamidase activity. The coding region runs from base 231 to 1055 and encodes 274 amino acids. Lineage: Eukaryota; Viridiplantae; Streptophyta; Magnoliopsida; Poales; Poaceae.